ACCGGCUACUUCCGGCAGCGGCAGAACCACUUCCGGCGCGCUGCGCCCUCGGCGGAAAAGCGGGCGCGGGAGGAGGCAGCGGCGGCGACAGGGCUCCGGUCGCGCCAUGGGCAAGAAGCACAAGAAGCACAAGGCCGAAUGGCGUUCGUCCUACGACGACUACCCAGACAAGCCGCUGGAGAAGCCGCUGAAGCUGGUGCUGAAGGUCGGGGGCAGUGAGGUGACGGAGCUGUCGGGUUCGGGCCAUGAUUCCAGCUACUAUGACGACCGCUCGGACCACGAGCGCGAGCGACACCGGGAGAAGAAGAAGAAGAAGAAGAAGAAGGCGGAGAAGGAGAAGCACCUGGACGACGAGGAGCGGAGGAAGCGCAAGGAGGAGCGCAAGCGCAAGCGCGAGAAGGAACACGGCGACUCAGAGGCCGAGGCCGACGUGUUCGAGCCGGGCAAGAAGGUGGAGGUGGAGCCGCCCCCAGACCGCCCCAUCAGAGCCUGCCGCACACAGCCAGCCGAGAACGAGACCUCGCCGAUUCAGCGCCUGCUGGAGCACUUCCUCCGCCAGCUGCAGAGGAAAGAUCCUCAUGGGUUUUUUGCUUUUCCUGUCACGGACGCCAUUGCUCCCGGAUACUCGAUGAUAAUAAAGCAUCCGAUGGAUUUUGGCACCAUGAAAGACAAGAUCGUUGCGAACGAAUACAAGUCGGUCACGGAGUUUAAGGCCGACUUCAAGCUGAUGUGUGACAACGCCAUGACCUACAACAGGCCCGACACCGUGUACUACAAGCUAGCCAAGAAGAUACUGCACGCUGGCUUCAAGAUGAUGAGCAGAGAGCGGCUGUUAGCUCUGAAGCGCAGCAUGUCGUUCAUGCAGGCCAUGGAUUUCUCUCAGCAGGCAGCACUUCUGGGCAGCGAGGACACGGCUGUGGAGGAGCCUGUGCCCGAAGUUGUCCCCGUGCAAGUAGAAGCUGCCAAGAAGUCCAAAAGGCCGAGUAGAGAAGUGACCAGCUCCAUAUUCGAGCCUGAGGGGAGUGCCUGUAGCCUGACGGACAGCACCGCUGAGGAGCACGUGCUGGCCCUGGCCGAGCACGCAGCCGACGAGGCUCGAGACAGGGUCCACCGCUUCCUCCCGGGCGGCAAGAUGGGCUACCUGAGGCGCAGCGGUGACGGCAGCCUGGUCUAUAGCGUGGUCAACGCCGCCCAGCCCGAUGCCGACGAGGAGGAGACCCACCCUGUGGACCUGAGCUCACUGUCCAGCAAGUUGCUGCCCGGCUUCACCACCCUGGGCUUCAAGGAUGAGCGGCGCAGCAAAGUCACCUUCCUGUCGAGUACUAGCACGGCGCUCUCCAUGCACAACAACUCCGUGUUUGGAGACCUCAAGUCAGAAGAGACAGAGCUGCUCUACUCGGCCUAUGGGGACGAGACAGGCGUGCAGUGUGCGCUAAGCCUGCAGGAGUUCGUGAAGGACGCUGGGAGCUACAGCAAGAAGCUAGUGGACGAUCUCCUGGACCAGAUCACGGGCGGGGACCACUCACGAGUGCUCUUCCAGCUGCGACAGAGGAGAAGCAUCCCGGUGAAGCCUCCUGAUGAAGCCAAGCCUGGCGACACCCUAGCCGACGGUGGCUCCGUGCUGGACUUCGUGUCAGUGAAGCCAUACUCCGACGUCUCCCUGGACAUGGCCGUGCUCGGCACCUUAGGGAAAGUGAAGAAGGAGCUGGAGCCAGAGGACGGGCCGCUGCCGCUGGAUGAGACGGCCAAGCUGCUUCAGGAGCUGCAGGAGGCACAGGCGGAGCGCGGGGGCUCACGGCCCUCGUCCAACGUCAGCUCCCUGUCCAACGCCUCUGAGCGCGAGCACCACACGCUGGGGAGCCCUUCCCACCUCAGCGUCGGGGAGCAGCCGGAGGUGCCCCACGACCCGUACGAGUUCCUCCAGUCUCCGGAGCCCGCCGCCCCCACCAAGAGCUGACGGCGUGGCCGGGCGCCUGUUCUGUGAGUCACGUGCAGCCCCGUCGCCGGCAGGCUCCGUGUGUCCGUGGCUGGAGUGCCGGUGCAGCCCGGGGUGCAGGCGCAGCCCAUUGGUGCAGGCCUGGGCUGGAGCGCCGGGCUGGCAGUGGGCACAGCUGCCCAUCG
This is a messenger RNA of Sorex fumeus (smoky shrew), 2121 nucleotides long. RefSeq names its product bromodomain containing 9 (gene BRD9). Gene Ontology annotation, biological process: regulation of transcription by RNA polymerase II. Gene Ontology annotation, cellular component: nucleus. The record is from RefSeq and is a predicted model, not a curated record. The transcript is spliced from 16 exons. Bases 107 to 1957 code for a protein of 616 amino acids. NCBI's taxonomy places the organism in Eukaryota, Metazoa, Chordata, Mammalia, Eulipotyphla, Soricidae.